Branchiostoma floridae (Florida lancelet) is the source of this 961-nucleotide messenger RNA. RefSeq names its product heme-binding protein 2-like. The transcript is spliced from 5 exons. The coding region runs from base 303 to 902 and encodes 199 amino acids. NCBI's taxonomy places the organism in Eukaryota, Metazoa, Chordata, Leptocardii, Amphioxiformes, Branchiostomatidae. The record is from RefSeq and is a predicted model, not a curated record.
AAGUGUUUUCAAGUAAUAGUAGAAGUUGUUUUCCUUACCGUCGAGGUACUGUAAACGUACACGUUUAUUACUUUGCAGAAGGUUUACGUAAUACGCAUGAUAAUAAUCAUGCUUUAAGCACGUUUUCUGGACGGACGCCGGGUUAAGGCCACAGGAUGUUUACGUUUACGGCUGAGUUCCUGUUAUACAAGUGUUAUGCAAGUAUUUUUCUUAUAAAGGUAUCGCACAGGUGUCUUGGAACAUCAUCCGUCGUGAAAGAAGCUUAAAGUAUCAACUGUUCGGAACAACUUUGAGCCUUCAAGAUGUUGAGUCUGAUUUUCCUGACGACUGUGGCCAGCCUUGUUACAGCUGUACAUGUUCCCACCCGGACAUUCCCGCCAACUUUCUGUCACGGACAGGACUGUCCCAGAUACACCGUGGUCUCGUCCACUGCCGAUUAUGAAGAGCGCCUGUACGAACCGGCUAAGUGGACCAGCGCCAGUGUCACCGGUACGUACAGUGCCGCCGUGAGCGCGGGUUUCGGGAAACUGUUCCAGUACAUCUCCGGAAACAACAAGGACCAGGCUAAGAUCCCAAUGACUGUACCCGUGCUGACCAAGAUACAACCGGGACAGGACUUCAUCGUGUCGUUCUUCGUGCCAUACGCUGACCAGGCCAGCCCGCCCGAACCGUCCGAUCCCGAUGUUUUCACCAACCCUCUGCCACAAAUGACGGCCUAUGUCAGGCAUUUUAGUGGGUACGCCGGAGAUGCCGACUGGGUCGCAAACGCAAACGCCUUGGCCAAAAGUCUGGACAACGCCACAAUCAGCUACCACAGGGAUUUCUACUACACAGCCGGAUAUAACAGCCCCUUCCAACCAGUAGACAGGCAUAACGAAGUCUGGUUCAUUAAGUCUGAUUAACUGACAACAACUAUUUAUUGUAUUCUGUUUUCUCAUAAUAAAAAUGUAUUACAUCCAUA